This is a messenger RNA of Rotaria socialis, 321 nucleotides long. The record is from the annotation of a GenBank genome assembly. Lineage: Eukaryota; Metazoa; Rotifera; Eurotatoria; Philodinida; Philodinidae.
AUGUUACAAGGUGGAGAUUUUGAACGACACAAUGGUACUGGUGGUCGUAGUAUCUAUGGAGGUAAAUUUGAAGAUGAAAACUUUCAACUUAAACAUACCAAAGAAGGUUUACUUUCAAUGGCUAAUGCUGGUAAAAAUACAAAUGGCUCACAAUUUUUUGUUACAACAGUAGCAACCCCAUGGCUAGAUGGCAAACAUGUCGUCUUUGGUGAAGUAACUGAUGGAAUGGAUAUCGUUCGAAAAGUCGAAGCUUUAGGCUCACAGUCUGGCAAGACACAGAAAAGAAUUACAAUUGCUAGUUGUGGAGAAUUAGAUCGUUAA